AUGAGUUCUGAAGGAAUAAAUAAGGCUUGGAACCAAUUACAGAAAUAUUUGACUAUGUCGAAAAUUACAAGACGAGAAGAAUUUCGAAGCGAAGUAAUAGAGCUUUUAGAAAAAAUUUUUCUAUUGGAUGGUGAAUUCGCUUUUGAGAAUAAAGCUGAUCAGAUUUAUUUCAAUAUACAAAAGGAAUAUUUAGACUCUUUGAAAAAAGACAAUAAGGAACGAUUUGGUUCGCAUUUCAUGAAUCAUGAUGAAGCAGUAAAAUGUUGUUUUUGUGAAUUAUGUGAAUUGGCCGUUCUUGUUCAGCAUCAUUAUGAUUUUGACCUACAAAAUGCUCCUCAUUUCCUAAGAAAAUAUGAUAGUAAAAUGGAGAAAAAGAAAGUCAGCCUUUUAUCGCAAGAAGUCAUAGAUAAAUUUGCGCGGUUUUUUUAUCUUCGACUGGGGGAUUUUUCAAGAUAUAUGUCAAAGUUCGAUAUGGCGCUUUCUCUUUAUAAACUUGCGCUGAAAGCAGCCUCUUUCGAUGGAUUUGUUCAUAAUCAGAUCGGUAUUAUUUAUAUAUAUCGGAAGAAGUUUUUGGACGCUUUAUAUGAAUAUAUUCUUGCAUCCAAUUCACCUGAUUCAUUCAGAGGAGCUGAUUUAAAAGUUCAGCAAAUUUUUAAAAUGCAGGCAUCGCUUAAUUUGGGAAAUGAUGAAUUUGAUUACGAUGAAACCUUCCUUAAAAUCGUGGGUCGUUGCCGUAAUGUUAUGCUUGUUGAGGAUGUUUUUCUCGUAAAUCUCGGAAAUUUGCUUCGCAAUUCCACUCAAAAUUAUUUACGUCUUAAGAAACAUUUUGUGAUCGCUGUUACUGUCUGGAAUAUAUUGAAAAUUAACGGAAAUGAAGAUGUGAAAAAGCUCAAAACUGCUGACAUCGUUGUUUCAAUCAUCGCUGAUCAAUUUUUCUUUUUAGUUGAGAAGGCGAAUCAGAAUAAAGAAGAGAAAAAAAAUAACGUGCUUUCAUUAAUUUGGCUAUAUGCAACGUGGAUCGAGGCAAAAAAUAUUUCUUUGAUCAAAAAAUCGAGGAAUGACUUUAUUUGCUUUGAAAAUUUUGCUAAAUUGAUUGAUCACAUUGAUGAAUCUCUUGAGUUAUCUUGUGAUAAUCUUUAUUUUUCUCCAUUCUCUUUUAUUGAUUAUGAAGAAGCAUCGGGCUCGUCAUUAAUCACUCAUUUGACUUAACAGUUUCUGGAAAAGCGACGCACUAGAAUUAGUCGAGUUGUUCCAGUUUUGAAGGCUAUAUAA
Messenger RNA from Dracunculus medinensis (Guinea worm), 1272 nucleotides. The record is from the annotation of a GenBank genome assembly. NCBI's taxonomy places the organism in Eukaryota, Metazoa, Nematoda, Chromadorea, Rhabditida, Dracunculidae.